Molecule: messenger RNA, 1662 nt
Organism: Diplodia corticola
Lineage: Eukaryota; Fungi; Ascomycota; Dothideomycetes; Botryosphaeriales; Botryosphaeriaceae
Product: mfs multidrug
Exons: 2
Coding region: 1-1662 (553 amino acids)
Biological process (GO): transmembrane transport
Molecular function (GO): transmembrane transporter activity
Source: RefSeq, a predicted model, not a curated record
AUGCCGCAGCUCGAGCACGCAGACGUCGGGCCCGAGGACGACAGGCCUACGCCCUCACCCUCCUCGAAAUCCUCCUUGACCGACAUCGGCCCCUCUGAAGACAUCCCUAUCUCACCCGUAUUGGACAAAGCUGAGCCCAUCCACCCGGUCAACAGUCGACAACCCUCACUUGGCAGUCCCGUCCUCUCCAAAGUCCGCUCAAGACGCCCCAUUGCACCCUUCUCACACCCUCGCUCCCACGCUAAAACCGGUCCCGACGUCAUUGUUGACUUCGAUGGCGACCAUGACCCCUACAGACCGCUCAACUGGGGGAACCGAAAGAAGGUUCUCACCACCCUUCUGUAUGGCUUGACAACCAUGGGCUCCAGUUUUGCCAGCAGUGUCUACAGUCCCGGUAUGACACAGGUUGCGAACGAGUUUCACGUCGAGAAGAUGGUCGCCGCUCUUGGUACUACGCUGUUUCUAUACGGGUUCGGCAUCGGUCCGAUGCUAUGGGCUCCCUUGAGUGAGGUAUAUGGCCGCAAACCCGCUGUUUUGAUCCCCUACUUCAUCUCUAUCAUAUUCGCCUUCGGAGCCGGGGCCGCCAACGACAUACAAACACUCCUGAUCGCUCGUUUCUUCGCCGGCUUUUUUGCCAGCGCCCCGGUAACGAACACUGGAGGUGUCCUCGGAGACAUCUGGACCCCUAAGCAACGAGGUGUUGCAGUUGUGGGCUACGCCAUGGCUGUUGUUGGUGGCCCGACACUGGGACCCAUCGUCGGUGGUGCAGUGGUGCAAGCGAGUCAUAAUGGUUGGAGGUGGACACAAUAUCUCACCGGCGUUUUUCAAAUGUUCGUCCUUGUCCUUGAUAUCAUCUUCCUUGACGAGUCCUGUCCACCGAAACUGCUUGUCUACAAGGCGCGUCGCCUUAGACACGAGACGGGGAACUGGGCCCUGCAUUCCAAGCACGAAGAGUGGGAUGUCAGUCUCAAAGAGCUUGCCCGCAAAUAUCUCGUCAGGCCGUUUCAAUUACUGUGCACCCCCAUAUGCUUCCUGAUCGCCCUCUAUGCCUCUUUUGUCUACGCAAUCGUCUACGCACAACUUGCCGCGUUUCCUAUCGUUUUUCAAAUAGCCCGCGGCUGGAACCCAGUCGUUGGCGCGCUCCCAUUCCUCGCUUGUCUCGUUGGCAUCCUCUUCGGCGCCUGCAUCAACUUGCUGAACCAAAAAUACUACUUCCGCAAGCUGCAACAGAACAAGGGCAAGCCCGUACCGGAAGCGAGACUGCCCCCGAUGAUGUUCGGCUCCGUCUUCUUCGCCGCCGGCCUCUUCGUUUUCGCGUGGACGGGCGAGGUCAAGACGGUGCACUGGAUCGUGCCCGUCAUCGGCGCGACACUGGUCGGUAUCGGCUUCUUCACCAUUUUCCAGGCCGCCCUCAACUAUCUCAUCGACACCUUCCGCCAGUACGCCGCCUCCGCCGUAGCCGCAAACACGUUUCUGCGUAGCGCUCUCGCCGGUACCCUCCCGCUCAUCGUCCACCCCAUGCUGCGCAGUCUCGGCAUCGGCUGGGGCGUCAGCAUCUUCGGUUUCUUCGCCGUUGCAUUGAUACCAAUUCCGUAUCUGUUCUUCACUUUUGGCAAGAGGAUUAGGGCCAAGGGCAAAUUUUCGAAGGCUUCGACAUUGUGA